Molecule: messenger RNA, 2814 nt
Organism: Lentinula edodes (shiitake mushroom)
Lineage: Eukaryota; Fungi; Basidiomycota; Agaricomycetes; Agaricales; Omphalotaceae
Product: SNF2 family N-terminal domain-containing protein
Exons: 20
Coding region: 1-2814 (937 amino acids)
Cellular component (GO): cytoplasm
Molecular function (GO): ATP-dependent chromatin remodeler activity; ATP binding
Source: RefSeq, a predicted model, not a curated record
AUGGGUAUGAGGUUGAAAUCGGUGAGACUCGAAAUGAAGGUCCACAAGAGGGUAGCGACCCUGUUCUGCAUUAGAGUGGCAGGCCGCAGUGAGAACACAGAACGUUCGGGGGUUGCCAAUAAAACAAUAUCGUGGUUACUUAUCGGAAAUGUCUUUUUAACCAUUCGCUGCGAUUUGACAAAAGCAAGAGAAAGAAGUGCGACUGAGAACGAACAAGAAGAAGUACGCCUGAAGAUAUGCAGUGAAGUCGGCGAGAGUAAUGACCGUGAAGAGCUGUCGUCGCAUCGCCAGAAUUUAGAGAACAAAGGUCUCCCUUUAUUGUUCCUUUCUUCAUCUUCAGUAUCAAUCAAUCUAUUCUUAUUCAGAAUCUACGCAUGGAAGAAGGUGGCAACAAUUCAAUAUGUACGGCUGACAAAAACACAUUGUCCCAAUAGGGCUAUCGAACAAAUCGCUAGACAGGAAGCCUUGUUCCAUUCUCAAGCGGCGACGAAAACGACGCGUCAGUUGGUUAGACUAGGAGCAGUGUAUUCGAACUGCCAGCGAGUUUACGUCUCUGUUUCGACUCCAGAGGCAAAGACGCCUUCAAUUCACAAAUAUUUUCACGAUGAGGAUUCGCGUCACUGCUGCUUUAUCACGAAGCUGCGUGUACCGUACCUGAAUUUGGUGCUGAAUGGCCAUGGGAAGCCCACCGUCAUAGGCCUUGCGAUCCAGCGUGGGAGGCGCAGAGGAGCAGGACAUGAUGAUGAUAGCGAUGAACUAGUCCAAAGUUUGAACGUCAAGCACCUAGUCGGUAUGGCGCCACGACAUAUCAUAUUUCCAAAUUCAUUCUCGGAUGAUGUGAAGCCUCAUCCUCUCUUCAUACCUCCGGAUGAGAAUGCGUUUGGAAAAAUAACUCAUGGAAUUAAUAUUGAGAACGUCCUCCGGAUCGAAUCACCCGACACACAACUUAGUCAAUCAAUCCAAUCAAGCGAAGAUACCUUGGAGCUGUCGAAGUUAGACCGUCAAGGUGCCAAUAUCAAGGACGAGUUAAUCGGAGAUGAAGGCAACAAGCUGCAACGAUCGACGUCGACCUCCUUUGGCAAACACUCACUAGGGCCUGAGAGUCCCAUUCCGAUAGGGACUCAAGUUAGCAAAGCUGUAAACCCAGAUGAGGAUAUUUUCAAGUGGUUCAACAAUCGCGAACGCCGAUUUCACGAUUACGACAAAUGUGGCAUGGUAAUAGAAUACUCAAACCUGAGACUGAGGUCACACCAAGCUUAUGCAAGGCUGUGGAUGGCGGAUCGGGAAAGUAAUGGCCGAAACGGUGGAAUCGUGGCAGAUGAAAUGGGUCUCGGAAAGACCAUACAGACUCUUGUCCGAAUCUAUGAUGAUAAAUUAAGAGCGCUUGCCGCAGGUGAAAAGCUAAGCCCGACCCUUAUCGUUGGGCCGAAAUCUAUCCUUAUUCAGUGGGAUGAGGAAAUCCAACGCUUCUUUCUACCUGAUAAGAAACCCAGUUGCAUCAUCUAUCAUGGUCCCAAUCGGGAUGUCAAGUAUACUCUGACAAUCUUGAAGGAAACAGACAUAGUACUCACCACGUAUGGGACCCUGAGUAAUGACUACCAACAUAUCGAAGAUGAGGCACAUGAGAUCCGAAAUGUUAGUACGAAGAAAGCUCAGGCUGCCUUUGCUGUGAAUGCGGAGCACAGAUGGUGCUUGACCGGAACACCGGUGCAAAACAGAAUAUCUGAUCUCUUUUCCUUGUUCCAUUUCCUUCGCGUUAAGAAUUUCUCCAAUGCCCAAUGGUUCAGGAGCAAUAUAGAGUACCCAGUCACGAAAAAUGAUAAGAAGGACGUAGCACAAGCUAACAGACUUCUGAAGCUUGCACUCAGUCACAUCAUGUUACGACGACUUAAGACCGACUACGUCAACGGUCUUCCCAUCCUCGUACUUCCAGAGCUCAAGAUCCAAGUUCGGCACUGCGAUCUUUCAACACCGGAACGAGAAUUUUAUGACGCUCUGAAAGCACGAAUGCAAGAUGUUCUAGGAGAAGUAUCCAAACGUUCGGAACGGGGCAACUUGCGCCUUCACAGCACUGCUUGGGUUCUUGUUCUACGUCUACAGCAAGCUUGUGCACAUCCCGCUCUAUUAGCAGAUCAAAUGAAAGUGAAGUAUGAAGAUGGUUCGGAGAAUGACAACAAAUGCCCUUUGUGCAGUGUACGGCUUGGUGGUUCAAUCGGGAAUGAGUCUGCUUCACAUAGGGAGGCCUGUGUGCGCUUCAUCGAAACAGCGAAACGGUUUGGGAAAAACGAACCUUCGAGCAAGAUCACAACCGCGCUUAAUAUCUUGCGUGAAAUCAAAGCUCGACCUGGAAAUGAGAAGACGAUCAUCUUUUCUCCGUUCACCUCGGUGCUCAAUCUCAUCGAGCCUUUCCUGAAAAAACAGGAUAUACGUUUCUCCCGACUGGAUGGAAUGAUGGACAUGAAAAAGCGCAACAAGAAACUGAAUGCCCUUCAAACCGACCCCGAUGUUACUGUCGUAUUGAUUUCAUUGAUGGCGGGAGGGACUGGACUCAAUAUUACAACUUGCAACAACAUUGUUCUAUUUGAUCUAUGGUGGAACCCUGCUGUUGAGGAGCAGGCAUUUGCUCGUGCGCAUCGCAUAGGACAAAGCAAGACUGUCAAUGUUUACAAGCUUAUCACACAAGACACUGUGGAAAUGCGGAUCAUGGAACUCCAGGACAAGAAAAGGAAGCUUGCCCUCAACGCAUUGGUUUGGGACGACCAUGAGAACAUCAAAGAACUCUCGAAUGACGAGAUCUCUCAAUUGUUGGGUUGA